GCUAUUUAAAGAACACAGGGGGGGACUCACUCUACGUCCACACUUACAAUCAAAGGGCAUGGAGUUUGGACCACGCUGGUAUUGAAUUUCUGGAAAACGGUUCACGAUGAAGAUUCAUUCGAAAAUGUUUUACUUAGUAGGGAUUUUGCUUGCAAUAGAGAUUUUGCGUGUUUGCCCUAGGACUCUUCAAUCCCAAGAGGGUGAUACAGUUGAGCAAGUACUGGAGUCAAUAGCUAAUACCAGUAAUAACGAGAAGCAUGUAUUUAAAAGAAGUGUAUCUGGAUUCAAAUGUGGAUAUCGGCCAAUAGAAGAAGUGUCUUCCUUCUCUGGUAUUGGUUCCUUCAGGAUUGUUGGAGGCAAAAACUCUGUGGAAGGAGGCAAUCCCUGGCAGGUUUCCAUUAAACAGAGGACUUUUCAUUUCUGUGGCGGCAGCAUCAUUAACGAUGAAUGGGUCAUUUCAGCAGCACAUUGCUUUGCCAGCUAUAGAAAGUCCCGAAUAAAUGAGUUGGUUGUAACGGUUGGCGAGUACAAGCUCCAUACUACAGAUUCUGAGGAACAGCAAUUUGGAGUAGUGGAUUACUUCAUUCACCCGCAGUUUAAUGCCCAAAACCCUGUCAACUACGAUGUUGCUUUGGUGCACCUGAAAGGCAAAAUUGUAUUUGGAACAAAAGUUCAGCCAGUCUGCCUUCCAGAUGAAACCCAAGUUUUUCCAGCUGGCACCAUGUGUGUAGGAAGCGGAUGGGGAAAGACAGUGGAAGGUGGUGAAGUUUCAGAGAUUCUCCAAGAGGUUGACCUCCCCCUCAUUUCAGCUCAGCAGUGUGAUAAAGUGUUGACCACCCUAAAGCUUGCGUCAAUGGAUGAGACUAUGACAUGUGCAGGCUUUCCAGAAGGAGGCCGUGAUGCGUGCCAGGGUGACUCUGGGGGGCCUCUUGUGUGUAAGAGAACCACUGGUCUGUGGACCUUAAUGGGAGUCACCUCCUGGGGAGUUGGGUGUGCCAGGAAAUGGGCAGGUGAUGCAACCGGUUCUAAUCUAGGAACUCCAGGAGUAUACGCCAAAGUAUCAAGCUUCUUGCCUUAUAUCCUGGAGAAAAUUAGCAUUGGAAGAGCAUAUGUAGAUGAAGGAGAAUGCAGUUCCAGUGGAAUCACUUUAAGUGGUGUGCAAGGAAGUAUUCAAUACCCUCGGACAAUAGGAAGAAAUUAUUCAGAGAACAGCUUGUGUGUCUGGAAUAUUGUUGUCCCUACUGGCCAGAACAUUCUGAUCAAGAUCACUCAGAUGGACAUAGAGGAGGCUGUCACCUGUGACCGUGACUACCUGGCAGUAUAUUCUAACAAAGGGGUUCUUGUUGGUAAACUCUGUGGGAAGGAACUGCCUGCUCCACUCCUGGUUGACACUGAUAAAGCUCAAAUAAAGUUCAUCUCUGACAGCAGUAAUAGUGGCUGGGGGUUUGCUCUGAAUUACUCUGCCGUUGAUGAAAAUAGUCAGAAAGCUUCAGGUUGUGGAAGCACUGCUGUUCUGGUGGAACAAAGCAAGAUAGAUACUGCCAACUAUCCACUUGCAUACCCUGCUAAUGCAGAUUGUCACUGGCUCAUCAAAGCACCAGUUAAUAAUAUUAUAAAGUUGCAAUUCCUUGACUUUGAAGUGGAACAAAGCAAAGAGUGCAUGUAUGAUUCUGUGUCCAUUUUCAAUGACCAGAGCCAACAAGUAUUGAUAGCCAAACUUUGUGGAUUGUCGGUCCCUGGCCCUGUCUGGAGUAAAGGCAACACAAUGUCAAUUCACUUCAUAAGUGAUAAAGAGAACAACUUCAGAGGAUUUAAAGCAGAUUUUUUUUUCUUGCCAGCUGGAUCUGAAAUCCUGAAACAAUGGCAACCUGUUGCAGAAGCAAUUACAAAAUUUGUGCCUGUGGCGGACUGUGGUGUGAUGCCAAUUGAGCCGCAGUGGAAGAACAAACACAUUGUUGGUGGAGAGGAAGCUGUGCCACACUCCUGGCCCUGGCAGGCAACCCUCAUGUACCAGGGCACUCCGUACUGUGCAGGGGCUGUCGUGGACUCAAACUGGAUUGUGACUGCUGCCAGCUGCUUUAAUAUGUCUCCCCUAAGGAAGUACUGGAGAGUUAUUACUGGAGACCAUGACCGAAACCUAGUUGAGGGAACAGAGCAAGAUAGGGAAGUAAUAAAGAUCAUAUUCCAUCCAAGUUAUAACUUGUAUACGGAAGACUAUGAUCUGGCUCUUGUCAAGGUGUCAGAUUUGAUCUUCAAUGACCAUGUGAGACCCGUCUGCUUGCCCUCUGUAUCCAGUCCAGUGGAACCCUCCUCAGUCUGUGUUGGGUCUGGCUGGGGGGUCAUAAACGAAGGUCAACAAGAUUCCUCUUCAGAUUGUCCUCCUGAAGGCUGCAACUCUGGCAUAAAGAUUGCCACCAGGCUUCAGCAGCAGUAUAUUCCAAUCCAGAGCACAACUGUCUGCAAGGAGUCUUACCAGCACCCUGGUGGCAUCACGGAUAGAAUGAUGUGUGCUGGCUUCCCCACGACUGGCAGCGCUUCCUGUUAUGGGGAUGUUGGUGUUCCUCUGGUGUGCGAGGAAGAUGGCAGAUAUGUCCUCUAUGGUUUGCAGAGCUGGGGUAUUGGGUGUGGAACCAAGCCUGGAGUAUACACUCGUGUCAGAGUCUUAAUUGAUUGGAUUAGAUCUGUAAAGGAUUAUAAGCCUGGAAAAAGAGCGACUGGGACUUCUGCAGAUGAACCCUCAAUGUCCAUUCGCACCAAUGAGUGUCCCUCUAAUGAGGUGCUUGCUGGCCUGCAAGGUUCCUUUACGUCCCCAGGGUAUCCUCUUGAAUAUGCUGGCUACCUAAACUGCUCCUGGGUAUUGAAUUUGGAGCCAAGCAGCACAGUGCAGAUUUCCAUAUACAAUCUGUCUAUAACCCAGUCAAACGAGUGUGAGAGAGCAUUCCUCCGCAUCCGUGAAGAGAUAGGCAACCAAAGUAUUCUUCUAGGCCAAUACUGUGGUGUAUUUAACCAUCCAUUGGUGGUGAAGUCAAGUGCUGGAUCAGUAGUGAGGUUUCAGUUCACAACCGACGAACCUGCCAUGGAGAAAGGCUUUGCUCUGAACUAUACAGUUAACAAAAACAUUGCUGUUUAUGCAGCACUUGACCAAAAGGAUGCUGUCUCAGAAGUGGAUUUCAAGCAAAACUGUGGUGAUGUAUUACUGAUGGGGCCAAGUGGCAGUGAGAUUAGAUCUCCACGAUAUCCUGAGAACUACCCCAAAAAUACCAGCUGCUCUUGGAGAAUUGUAGCACCACUGAACUUCAUCAUUAGAAUUGAUUUCAAGACCUUCAGCACUGAAUCCAGUUCAGUUUCCUGCACUGAUAAUCUAGAUAUCUAUGAAGGAGCUGGUGCCCCAAAGGAGUUGUUGGCCCACUUCUUUGGACGGGACUUGCCUCCAUCUGUGAAGUCCUCUGGGCCUGAAUUAACAAUUGUGUUCCGUGCCACUUGCGAGCAAACAAGUAAAGGGUUUCUCUUGGGAUAUUCCUUCAUGGAGAUGAAACCAACAUCUGGUGUACAAAUGGAUGAGAAUCUGCUUUCUGCUUCAUGCCCAGUGUUGGUGUUGAUUCAGGAGUUACCUGGAGAGCUGAAGUCCCCCAAUUAUCCAGACCAUUAUCCUGGCAACUUGGACUGUAUGUGGACCAUCUACUCCACAUCUGGAAAAAAGAUCCUGUUGGAGGUAGUGGACUUCGUCACUGAGGACACCCGUGGAUGCAACUGGGAUCACUUGGAUAUUUAUGAUGGACCAAAUGCAGUGUCCAAAUUGCUGGCUUCUCUAUGUGGUGAGCAAAGCCCAAUGAAGCUGAUAUCCAGUAGCAGCUUUGUGUCCCUGAAGUUCAAGACUGAUUCUAGUGCUGGAGCGAGGGGGUUCAGGAUCAAAUAUUCCGAAACGGAGGGCGUUGGACUCGGCACCCGAACUGAAAAUACCUUUCACGUCAGGGGAGACAGUUAUCCCUGUGGUAUAACCAAGUUUAAGCCCUGUGGACUCGGACAGCAAUUGAUGCAAGAACAGUCCAGAAUUAUAAAUGGUAUCGUUGCAUGUCCAAACUCGUGGCCCUGGCAAGUGAGCCUGCAGUACAAAGGCCAGCAUUACUGUGGUGGGUGUUUGAUCCACCAGAACUGGGUUCUCACAGCAGGCCAUUGUGACUUCAACCGUGACACUGAUGCAGUGGUCUUGGGAGCGCAUGACCUCUCGUCUAAAACGGAACAAAUCCAGGUGAUCCAAGUAAUUGCAAAAUACAACCACAACAACUACGGAGGUUUCCCACCAGCCAAUGACCUUGCUCUGCUCCGCCUCCAGACACCUGCCAGACUAGGAGACACUGUUAUUCCAAUCUGCCUGCCAGACGGGGGUGUAGAAGUAGAUGCCAGCUGGUCUUGUGUGUCUACGGGAUGGGGGGCUACGGACCUAGUUAAUCAGGUGUUUCCAAACAAGUUGAACCAGGCUUCGCUUCCUAUUGUUGGUAGCAAGAGCUGUGCAGAUUAUUGGGGUGAUGUUAUAAAACCUACCCAUGUGUGUGCAGGGGCUGCUGGUUCUACAUCGUGUAGGGGCGAUUCUGGAGGUCCUCUUGAAUGCCAGAAAGAUUCUCUGUAUCUACUGAUUGGUGUUGUAAGCUGGGGCAACAAGGAAUGUGUGACUCAAGCUCCUGCUGUUUACACCAAGGUGUCUGCAUACAGGCAAUGGAUCAGCAAAAUCACGAACGGAGAAGUGUAAAUUAAGUGUAAUUAAAUUGUGCUCUUUGUAUGUACACUGAUGCAACCAAUUGGUCCUUUUUAGGAAGUCUGAGAUUAUGUAGAACCCCUUUCCCAUGUGCCCGUAUUGACUGCUAUGAAAUAAAAUACAAUUUCACAAACU
Molecule: messenger RNA, 4888 nt
Organism: Acipenser ruthenus (sterlet)
Lineage: Eukaryota; Metazoa; Chordata; Actinopteri; Acipenseriformes; Acipenseridae
Product: ovochymase-1-like
Exons: 37
Coding region: 107-4747 (1546 amino acids)
Biological process (GO): proteolysis; acrosome reaction
Molecular function (GO): serine-type endopeptidase activity
Source: RefSeq, a predicted model, not a curated record